GAGUCGGACAUGUUUCGAGCAAAUGCUGCUUUCCGGGAGAUAGAUGGGGUGCCUACUGACAUCCUAACAUCGUGCGUGUACAAAAGGGAUUGCUUUACUUGUCCAUCUAUUCGGGAACUCAGGAAAUUUAGAGUGAUCUUGUCUACUUUUGUUAGUAGCUUUCGGCUGCAUAAUGAAGGGAUAGUUGCUGGCCAUUUUAGUCAUAUUUUUUUGGUGAAUGCUUCAUCAGCUACCGAGCCAGAAGCAAUGGUGGCUUUGGCUAAUUUGGCUAGUGAGAAUACAGCAGUGAUAGUAACUGGUGCUCCAGGAAACCAUUCAGGCUGGGUUCGUUCCGAUAUUGCAAGGGAGAAUGGGCUAAUGACAUCCUACUUCGAAAGACUUCGUGAUAGCAAGCCAUACUGGAAUUCACAUCCUGAGUUUAUCAGGCAGCUGGUUGAUCCCGAGAGUAAAUCAGUUGAUUCUUAUAGCUAUGCCCAUGAAUCAUUAUCGUAUGACUAAGCUGUUUUUCCAUAACUGCAUCAUCAUAAUACCCUUGAGUCAUUGGAUUUCUUGCAAGCUUUCUGGUUCUCUGUAUAUGUGUUAAAUGCAGGAAGAAUUAUGCUGCAAGUUUAAAAUUGAAACAAUGUUGGGUUUUGGUUCUGCAUUUUG
Messenger RNA from Populus euphratica (Euphrates poplar), 648 nucleotides. Its product is annotated as probable RNA helicase SDE3. The transcript has a single exon. Lineage: Eukaryota; Viridiplantae; Streptophyta; Magnoliopsida; Malpighiales; Salicaceae. The coding region runs from base 10 to 498 and encodes 162 amino acids. The record is from RefSeq and is a predicted model, not a curated record.